ACAACAUACAACAGUGGUGGCAUGGGUAAUGGCUUGCAGAAACAUUCUUUCCAGUUAUCUAGUCUAUCUGUGUCGAGAAACUGGGACACAAUGGGUGUUCUCCUUUUCGUACAGCUUGGGCACAAUCUGGCGAGAAGUAACGACGAGCAGCGAGGGAGGAGUAUAUCUCGAAAAGGAAGGGAAAUGGAGCUAUAUGCAUGAACGUGCAUCUUGAUUUCGCGGGCUGAACCAGGGCCAAGAAGCUUAUUAAAUUGUAUUAAAGGAUCUGUUACUCAAACUGGACUUUCUGGAUGGUACUGUUGUAUGAGUCAUGCCCAUGUUUUUUUUCAAUGCAUGUCUGGUUUAAGGGCACCAACUACAAAAGCUGAUAAAACAAGAAUGACCUUAAAGGCUUAGGAAGCUUAAAGCAGUGCAUUUUAAUGUGUUGAUUAAUAGACAUCUCUAUAAGCUAAUGGAUAUGUCAGCAAUUGUUGCAAAUUGCUCCCAUGUUGUUUUACCUUUAUUUCCUGGUUGGCACAUUUUCCUCAUAUGUAAAAGAAGGAUACAGUUGGGGACUUCCCACCUUCUGUCAAGCGUUGAAUUGUGCAAGAUAUAUUUUUACUACAGGAACAAAGGUUAUUUGUGUUUAGAGUGAAUUUUUGCAGAACUGGAUACGAAAACAUUGAACUGGAUUCCUUUGUAACUUUCACAAUGCGUGCCAUUAUUAUACGUGCUUUGCCACAGCGCCUAACACAUGGCAUUAUUAUUUCCGCUGUCCUAAAAAUCUAGACUUUCCAAGAAUACUCAAAAAGUCAGUGGUGAGUUGUAGUAGUUAUCUGAUGUUUUCCUUGGCUUUGCAUAGUAUGUAUUUCUUGUAACUUUAAAGGCUUUACCCAUUUUAAAACUGAAUUUAAAUGGGGCACAUGCAAGACCUUUUCUAGCUGAGGAUCACUGGAAAUUUUACAAAUUAUUUGUGAAUCUCUUUUGAUUCAUCUGAAGUAAAUUGUUUUUAACAUUAAUAAUUUCAGAAGUAGUCAGUGAUGAUAUGUAGACUAUGUCAGUAUAGAGAAUCACAAGACCAUCUCCUGAAAGACUGGCACGAUGCGGCAUGUUCUUUCUUCCCUCCUCUCAGCCAAUCACAAGCUUUAAACCAAAUCAACCCAACCCGGAUCUCAUGUAGCCCCUCCCCCGGCAGUAUGUGUGUGUCACUCUACCUCUCUUUCCUCCUUUCCCCUUCCUUCACUGCUUGCUGCCUCGCUUCAUUGCCUAAUGCGGCUGGGCUAAAGACAGAUAUAAAAAUAUAGAAGGAUUGAAUAAAGAGAACAACGUGAUUUUUAGCUGAGAAUCCACAGAAGCGUGUGAUGGAAAAGCAUCCGGGUUCUUUGUGCAAAAACCCACAUCAUCUGAAUAAUCGGAACACCAAAGAGUUAUACUAUCAGAGAAUGCAGAGAAGCACAGGAAAGAUGGACAAGGCGAAGAUGGAAGAGGACAAUCAGUUUAAGGGGAGGUUGAGGGUGUGUGUGGCAACAUGCAACAGAGCGGACUACUCCAAGCUGGCCCCCAUCAUGUUUGGGAUCAAAAACCACCCUGACGAGUUUGACCUGGAAGUCAUGGUGCUUGGCUCACAUCUCAUUGAUGACUACGGGAAUACUUUUCGUAUGAUCGAGCAAGAUGACUUUGACAUUGGCUCCAAGCUCCACACCAUUGUGAGAGGAGAAGACGAGGCGGCCAUGGUGGAGAGCGUUGGGCUGGCACUUGUAAAACUCCCUGAUGUACUACAGAGGCUGUGCCCUGACAUCCUGAUCAUCCAUGGUGACCGUUUUGAUGCGCUGGCCCUAGCAACUGCUGCAGCGUUGAUGAACAUUAGAAUACUUCAUGUGGAGGGAGGAGAGGUGAGUGGUACAAUUGAUGACUCAAUUCGCCACGCCAUCAGUAAACUGGCCCAUUACCAUGCCUGCUGCACACGUAGGGCAGAGCAGCACCUUAUCGCCAUGUGCGAGGAUCAUUCUCGCAUCCUGUUGGCAGGCUGCCCUUCAUAUGACAAGCUGCUGUCAAAUAAUCACAGAGACGACUACAUGGAUAUCGUCAAGAGCUGGCUGGGUGACAAGGCGAAAGAACAUGACUACAUUGUGGCUCUGCAGCACCCAGUUACCACUGACAUUCAGCACUCCGUUAAGAUCUAUGGGCUCAUGCUGGAUGCCCUGCUCUCCUUCAACAAGAAGACUCUCAUCCUCUUCCCUAACAUUGAUGCCGGAAGUAAAGAGAUGGUGCGUGUGAUGCGAAAGAAGGGCAUUGAGCAGCACCCCAACUUCCGGGCAGUGAAGCACAUUCCCUUUGAGCAGUUCAUCCAGCUGGUGAGCCAUGCCGGCUGCAUGAUCGGAAACAGCAGCUGUGGGGUACGAGAGGCAGGUGCCUUUGGCACGCCUGUUAUUAACCUGGGAACAAGGCAAACUGGCAGAGAAACAGGUCAAAAUGUGCUUCAUGUCAGAGAUGCUGACACUCACAACAAGAUCUACCACGCUCUGGAGCUGCAGUUUGGAAAGCGAUACCCCUGCUCUAAGAUUUACGGGGAUGGCAAUGCAGUGCCUCGUAUUCUUAAGUUUUUACGGAAGAUUUGCCUGAAUGAGCCCCUACAGAAGACUUUCUGUUUCCCCCCGGUGAAAGACUGCAUCUCUCAGGACAUUGAUCAUAUCCUGGAGACACAGAGCGCUCUGGCUGUUGACCUGGGAGGAACCAACCUCCGGGUGGCGAUCAUCUGCAUGAGGGGGAAGAUAGUAAAGAAGUACACUCAGCUGAAUCCAAAGACCUUCGAGGCCAGGAUGCAGCUCAUAUUAAAGAUGUGUGGAGAUGCCAUGCGGGACGCUGUCUGUCUAAACUGUCGGAUACUCGGUGUUGGAGUGUCCACUGGUGGGCGUGUAAACCCCCAAGAAGGUGUGGUCAUGCACUCCACAAAACUGAUCCAGGAGUGGUCUUCGGUGGACCUGAGAACACCCAUCUCUGACGCACUGCACCUACCCGUCUGGGUUGACAAUGACGGCAACUGUGCUGCGUUGGCUGAGAAGAAGUUUGGUCAUGGCAAGGGGGUGGAGAACUUUGUCACUGUCAUCACAGGAACAGGUAUUGGAGGAGGGAUUAUCCAUCACAAUGAGCUGAUUCAUGGCACUACCUUCUGUGCUGCAGAGCUGGGCCACAUCAUGGUUUCAUUAGAAGGCCCAGAGUGUUCAUGUGGCAGCAGAGGAUGCAUAGAGGCCUACUCAUCCGGCAUGGCCCUGCAGAAAGAAGCCAAACGACUGCAUGACGAGGAUCUGCUGAGUGUGGACGGGAUGGACAUGAAGCUUACAGAGCCCAUCACUGCUGCUCACCUCAUCACUGCAGCCAGACUGGGAAACUCCAAAGCAGAGGCUGUACUGAACAAAGCCUCCACAGCUCUCGGUGUGGGCAUCGUUAACAUCCUUCACAUAGUGAACCCCACGCUAGUGAUUCUGUCCGGAGUCUUGUCUUCUUACUACGAGGCUCCAUUGCAGCAAGUCAUCUCUGAGAGAGCCCUCCUCUCUGCUCAGAACAUCAAGGUUCUCAAAUCGGAGUUGGAGGAACCUGCUUUACUUGGAGCAGCUAGCAUGGUGUUAGACUACACAACCAGAAGGGUAUACUGAAGGAUGUUUUCUGGAUUCAUGAAGUACUGCUACCAACAAAAGAACAGCAAAACUAAAGCAGCACCUGUAGCGACCAGAUAGAUACAUAAGAAUAUCUAGGAGAUACAUUUUAAAGGCUUGUCAAUGACAAUGCGUUGAGAGAAAUCAAUCCAUCACAAGGCCAGAUGUUGGCCAAUUCCCAUGUGGAUACAUCAUGUGUUAAGUGGGUCCAUUGCACGGACCAGAAAUUAAUUCCUUUAUGGUUUAUUGGAGCCCCAAGGCUUUUUUUUAACAAUUAAGCAUCAGCUUUUGAAUAAAAAGCAGCGCCAUCUUUAAGCCAAAAUUACCCGGAGGGGGUAGGACUCACCCGAUGAUUUUUACUCGUCAUGUGAUGUGAAUGGAUGGAAAAAGUCUGUCUUUAUUGAAAGCUUGUAUCAGAUGUGACCAAAAUAUUCCAGGAACAUUCUCCUGCAACUUCCUCUCAAUUCUUCUUGUAUCGCUUCCCGUCUCACUUUUCUACAAAUAUUUUAUGGAGUUUUAAUUCUCAAUUAGAUUUUUGAGAUGAGGGUAACUGUCAAGUUAUUAUGUUACAUUUCCAUGUUUUUUCAUAAUUUAAAUUAUUUAAGGUGUAGGGAAAAAAAUUAAAGUAUCUAAAGGUGAUGCUUAAUGUAGUUGGUGAUCUUGGAGGCUCAAGGGCAGGAAAUGAUUAAUAAAAAAGUAGAAACUGCUUAAGCCUGAUAGCUGCUAGAGUCUGGGGAGGACCUGAGGGUGAACCUUUUGCCUGAAUCAGGUGAAGGUUUUUUUGUCUGUUUGUUUUUUUCAUUUUAUUACCACAGACCUUAUGAAGAUUUUAACUGAUUUUGAAGUUUUCUUCAUGCCUUUCGAAAAUAUAUGAUAUAUUUUAUCUCAAAAAUAUUAACGAUGUUUGUAUGUAAUUACAUACUGUAUUGUACAUUAGAUGGUGACUGCAUGUUAUUUGGGAUAAAUUUCUUAAGAAUUUUCUUUGUUGUUUAAUGUUUAAGAUAUACACAAGAAAAUAAACUGUAUUUAAAUGAAGAAAGCAAGAGAGAUAUGGAUGUUUUGUACAAAUCCUGCUGACUUUUUUUGUGUGCAAAAGAUCUGUCCACAAAAGCCUUGGGGUAUUUAUGGAGCUUCUUGGUUUGAUAUUUCAAAGUCUUUACAUAGCCUUGAAACACAUGGAAAACAUGUUUAUAGCCCAGAUAAGAAUUGUGGGGGUAAUUUUUUAUGUUUGUUUUUACUCUCAAUUGAAAGAAUGAGAUGAUCUCAUAUUUGGGUGAUGUGUUUCUAAGGUGCCAGUAGAGUAAAGAAGUUGACUGAG
Messenger RNA from Centropristis striata (black sea bass), 4950 nucleotides. It is a transcript of the gene gne, whose product is annotated as glucosamine (UDP-N-acetyl)-2-epimerase/N-acetylmannosamine kinase. Gene Ontology annotation, molecular function: UDP-N-acetylglucosamine 2-epimerase activity; hydrolase activity, hydrolyzing O-glycosyl compounds; N-acylmannosamine kinase activity. NCBI's taxonomy places the organism in Eukaryota, Metazoa, Chordata, Actinopteri, Perciformes, Serranidae. Bases 1341 to 3632 code for a protein of 763 amino acids. The record is from RefSeq and is a predicted model, not a curated record. Gene Ontology annotation, biological process: UDP-N-acetylglucosamine metabolic process. The transcript is spliced from 15 exons.